AUGGCUGAUGAUGCUACACGUUCAAAUACCCUGAUCCAAGACUACUAUUAUUUUGUUGAUGAUAAGUCUAUUGGACCAAUUAUAUCCCAUGGUUAUUACUUGAAUUCUGUAAAAGUUACUUGUAAUGGGAGUGAAUAUAAGGGGUAUGUUUUGUUAGCGGCUAGCUCAAAUGGUAAUAAACAAGACUUGAAACGAAUUCCGGUGAUAAAAGAAUUUCCUUAUGUAUUUUUGGAAGACAUACUUGAGUUUUCCCUUCAACGGGAGAUAGAAUUCACUAUCAACUUGGUGUUAGGAGUUGGACCAAUUUCUAUAGCACCCUAUCAAAUGUCACCACUAGAACUUGCAGAAUUAAAGAAGCAGUUGGAUGGGUUACUAGGAAAUAAGUUCAUUCGUCCGAGCGCAUCAUCAUGGGGAGCCCCAAUGUUGUUAGUAAAGAAGAAAGAUGGUAAAAUGAGAUUAUGUGUGGAUUAUCAGUAG
Molecule: messenger RNA, 477 nt
Organism: Arachis ipaensis
Lineage: Eukaryota; Viridiplantae; Streptophyta; Magnoliopsida; Fabales; Fabaceae
Source: RefSeq, a predicted model, not a curated record